Plodia interpunctella (Indianmeal moth) is the source of this 2802-nucleotide messenger RNA. RefSeq lists its product as uncharacterized. Lineage: Eukaryota; Metazoa; Arthropoda; Insecta; Lepidoptera; Pyralidae. The transcript has a single exon. The record is from RefSeq and is a predicted model, not a curated record. Gene Ontology annotation, molecular function: zinc ion binding; nucleic acid binding. The coding region runs from base 937 to 2199 and encodes 420 amino acids.
GUAAUUAUGCAGAAUGUUCAACGGUCGGUCACACACAAUCUGACUAUAUUAAUGAAAACUCAUUCAGAGAUCACAGAGAUUUCAUUGCCUUUUUUUUAAGUAAACAAACAGCUAUGUCGAGACAUAUUUUUGGUGGAAUAUCAAUUUUAAAUUAGUAUUUUCUGUGUCUGGUCAGAAUUGAAACAAAAUUGUUCAAUAGCACUUUUCAUUUAAUUUGAAAACAUGACAAAAAAUAAAAUACUUAACAAUAAAAAAACAAUCAUUAGGUUUUACUACCCCAUUUAUAUUUUUAACAUCACAUUACCCUCCCAUAAAAGGGUAAAAACAUUCUAAAGUAGGUUAUGACUUUUAAAGUUUACACAUAUAUAUUUUUCAUCUGAUGUUAUUUGCUAACUUACACCCAAAGCUUCAAGAGCAGUUAUAUACUUGAAAUUUUUUAACUUAUAUAGGAAUGUACAUAUUACAAACAUAAUAUAUAUCCUUAGAUUCGUUUCGAUUUAAUUAACAAAAAACAUCCUUGACAAUAUACAAUUUCACAAAAUACUAUUGACAUUUUGCAAAUCAUAAAUUAGUUUUAGUAAAUGUACCUCUCAUAUCUCAUGAAAAUACAUUCUUAUAGAUAACUACAGGGUAACUUUUAUUUAUAUAUGUGGGAAAUGGAACGGAGUGAGUGAGAGAGAGGGAUGUAGGAGUGAAAGGGACGGAAGUGGAAAUAGAAUAAUGGCGGAUUCGGGCGAAAGCGCUAAGAGGUGUGUUUUUUGUUAAAUAAAAAGUGCUGCCUAAUUUGAUUUUUUACUCUGAGCCUCCAUCCCACAAAUUUUGGGGGCUCGUCCGGGAUGUGCUUGGAGUAAGAAGAAGACGAAUAAGAUCCUGUGAAGACGAAGUUAUCACCGGCGGCCGGCGCGCAUAACCGAAAUUGAAAGACGCAACGUGGUUAUGGUGGGUGCGGCGCGCGGUCAAGACGACGACGACUACGACGAAGAUUACUACGAAACGACGGAAAACGACGAUAUUAUAAAGACGAGAGCGACGACGAUGACAAAAGACGGCGAAUCCACGGUCUCCCAGGCCUCCUUACCUAUGACUGCUUUCCAAUAUUUCGAUGGGAGUAUUGCUCCUUAUAACGGCGAAGACAAGGCGUACUCGUCCACCAAAUGGGCGCAGGACAUUGAAGACAAUGCAGCAGUGUUUGGUUGGAAUGCCCAACAAAAGUUGAUUAUGGCCCGUAGGUCACUGUGCGGGACAGCGGCGCUAUGGUUAAAAUCAGAAAAAGUAUUUAGAUCCUACGAAGAGUUGAAAGCAGCCCUAUUAAAAGAGUUUCCCGACGUUACUAACUCCAAAGAAAUGCACGAAAUUAUGGCUGCGAGGAAAAAAAAUAAAGACGAGACGUUUUUGCAGUAUAUGCUCAUUAUGAAAGAAUACGGAAAGCGCGCUAAAUUCCCGGAUUAUGUAGCUAUACAGUACAUCAUAGACGGAAUUCAAGACACUCAAGCGAAUAAAAUUAUUUUAUAUGGCGUGACUACAUAUGGCGUCCUCAAGGAGAAAUUAGCAAUAUAUGAGAAGAUGAAGGCUGAUUGCCGUGCUGAAGUCGCUGUAAAGAAAGGAGCAUCAACAACGUCGACCUUUCGCCGAUGCUACAAUUGCGGUCAACGAAAUCAUGUGUCGUCUCAGUGCCCAAAUGGACCUAAGUGUUUUAAGUGUAAUCAGUUCGGCCAUAUUGGUCCCCGUUGUACUUCCGCAACGACAACGGCAGCGUCGGGAUCGGUGGGCGGAAGUAGCAGUAUGACGUCGCACCGGAACAUGGCUACAACAUCGGCGGCAGUGAAACAACCCGUAUCCGGUCAGGCGCAGGUUCGCACCAACCGGAAUGCAGCUCCAGUUGCGUCGGUAAAACAACGCGCGGCCAUGUUCGGAACGACGGAAACGCCAUUAGCCAAUCAGCACGAGUGUUGCGGCAGCCAUGACAGGGAAUGUGUCGAUGAAAUGUCAAAAUCAAACUUGGACUUUGCGGGUGUCAUGAUGAAUGUAAACAAAGAUUCUAAACAAGUUGCGAACAAGAAUUACGACGGAAAACCUAUAAAACGUGUGUUAAUUAACGAGAGUUACAGCUCCGACGCUCUCAUAGACUCUGGUAGUGAUGUGAACCUCAUCUCCAUCCCACAAAUUUUGGGGGCUCGUCCGUUCGACAGAAGGGCCUAACCGUACAUCCAGUGCCGCAGACCACAUGAAGAGAUGGCCCAUUCAGGAUUGAACUAACAGGUUUGUAUGAUUGGUGAUAAUGAUGUAUGUGUGAUGAUGUAUGGUAUGAAAGUUUAUAUUUAAUUUUAAGUAUUUGCAGGUUAGCAUCCUAAGUAAAUAGUGUAUACUACACAGACUGAUAUAUGGUUUUUACUGCUUAGUCUAGAAUUAAAUUUAGUCAACAUUGUUGAAAUGUCAGUUGCAUUUGCAUUGUAUAAAGUGUUUAACUAUUUUAUUUUUCCUGUCAAAAUUAAAAAUAUGUUAUUGCUUAAAUAUAACACUACUAUCGAUAUAAGUUCUUAUCUUUCUCUAUGUAUAGAGAAUGUAAUUAGUUUUGUUUCAAUUGUAUUUAAGUAGAGUAAAUAGGAUGUGUGGGGAAUAUAAGAUGAUGAUUGUCUGAGGACAGACAAGAGAGCAGGAUGGCCGAGUGUGGGAAAUGGAACGGAGUGAGUGAGAGAGAGGGAUGUAGGAGUGAAAGGGACGGAAGUGGAAAUAGAAUAAUGGCGGAUUCGGGCGAAAGCGCUAAGAGGUGUGUUUUUUGUUAAAUAAAAAGUGCUGCCUAAU